UCAAACACAGCUGUACUUGUUCAAUCACACUCACUCCUGUCACCUUGUCUGGGAACAUCCCACAGUCAGCUCGUUCUUGCGGGACUAAUCAGCACAUUUAUUACUACUGACUUUCACUAGAAAUGACUUUACUUAGGUGAUCUACGAGAGAGGUUUUAUUGCUGACCCCGGGGAUUCUCGGACUCACCGCGCGCUGACCAGCAGCAGCUUCGCAAACUUGUUCGUUCACAUCGUCUCUGAGGACUCCACCGAAGCGGCGAUGGAGCAUCACCGGUGCUUUUACGCGCUUAUUUUAACGCUGAUGUCUUGUGUUCAUUAUUCCCUGAGCAUGGAGAGAAAUAAGGAUAUUCCAACAGAAAAACUACUUGUACUUACUGUUGCAACACAGGAGACGGAUGGCUUCCACCGCUUCAUGCAGUCAGCAAACUACUUCAAAUUCAAUGUGAAGGUUCUGGGGAUGGGAGAGGAGUGGAAGGGAGGUGAUGUGGGUCGAUCCAUCGGUGGAGGCCAGAAGGUUCGACUGCUAAAGGAAGCCAUGGAGUCUCUGGCUGACCAAGAGGACUUUGUGGUCUUAUUUGUGGACAGUUAUGACCUCAUCUUUGCUGGUGGACCUGAGGAGAUUCUCAGAAAGUUCCAGCAGACCAAUCAUAAGCUGGUGUUCGCUGCUGAGGGAAUCAUCUGGCCAGACUCUCGACUGGCAGAGAAGUAUCCUUCUGUCCGCAAUGGGAAACGAUUUCUUAACUCUGGAGGCUUUAUUGGCUACACUCGAUACAUUCAGAAGAUUGUGAACCAGUGGGACCUUCAUGAUAAUGAUGAUGAUCAGCUAUUCUACACAAAGAUCUACGUGGAUCCACUUCAGAGGGAAAAACUUAAUAUGACCUUGGACCACAAGUGUGAGAUUUUCCAGAAUUUGAACGGAGCCGUGGAUGAAGUUCUCCUGAAGUUUGGGAAGGAGCGAGUGCGAGUGAGAAACACUGUCUACAACAGUCUGCCAGCAAUUAUCCAUGGAAAUGUGAACACCAAGAUAUACUUCAAUUACUUGGCCAACUACAUCCCCAAUGUGUGGAACUAUGAGCAAGGCUGUACCAUCUGUGACCAAGACAUGGUGGAUUUGUCUCAGCUUAAAGAGUUUCCACAAGUGACUGUUGGUAUAUACAUUGAGCAACCAACUCCAUUCCUGACAGAGUUCCUGGAGAGGUUCCUGAGUCUAGAUUAUCCCAAAGAUAAACUGAAUGUCUUUGUUCAUAACAGUGAGGUUUACCAUGAGAAGCACAUACAGAAGUUUUGGGAAGAGAACAAGGAUGUAUUCCGCAGUUUUAAAGUUGUUGGCCCAGAGGAGACCUUAACUCAAGGAGAAGCAAGGAACAUGGGAAUUGAUUUGUGCCGGAAGGAUCUUUCUUGUGAUUAUUACUUCAGCAUUGAUGCAGAUGUGAUGCUCACCAACCGACAGACCAUAAAACUCCUCAUCGAGCAAAACAGAAAAAUAAUUGGCCCUCUUGUCACCCGUCAUGGAAAAUUGUGGUCCAACUUUUGGGGAGCCCUGAGCCUGGAUGGUUAUUAUGCAAGAUCUGAGGACUACAUUGACAUUGUGCAAGGAAAGCGUGUUGGUGUUUGGAACAUCCCCUUCAUGGCCCACAUCUACCUCAUAAAGGGCCAUACUUUGCGGAAUGAGCUCAAAGAGAGGAAUGUCUUUGUGCUGGAGAGAUUGGACCCCGACAUGGCCAUGUGCAGGAAUGCCAGAGACUUGACAGUACAGAGAGAAAGAGAAUCUCCUUCUCCGGAAUCAUUCCAUAUGCUCAGACCCCCACAGGGACUUUUCAUGUAUGUUACAAAUCGUCAUGAGUUUGGAAGGCUUAUUUCGAUUGCCAACUAUAACACAUCUCAUUAUAACAAUGACCUUUGGCAAAUAUUUGAAAACCCACUGGACUGGAGAGAGAAAUACAUCAAUCCCAACUAUACCCGAAUUUUCACUGACAACAUCUUGGAGCAGCCAUGCCCAGAUGUGUUCUGGUUCCCUGUGCUCUCGGAGAAAGCCUGUGAUGAGCUGGUGGAGGAGAUGGAAAACCAUGGUUCAUGGUCUGGUGGAAAACACGAGGACAAGCGUAUCAACGGAGGCUAUGAGACUGUCCCAACAGAUGAUAUUCAUAUGAAACAGAUCGAUUUCGAUAAGGAAUGGCUGCACUUUAUCAGAGAAUUCAUCUCCCCUGUCACUCUCAAGGUCUUCUCUGGCUAUUAUACCAAGGGCUAUGCGAUUAUGAACUUUGUGGUGAAGUACACUCCAAACAGACAAGCCUAUCUAAGACCACAUCACGAUUCCUCAACUUUCACCAUUAAUAUAGCUCUCAACAACAAGGGCUUAGAUUUCCAGGGGGGAGGUUGUCGAUUUCACAGAUAUAACUGUUCCAUAGAGUCUCCUAGAAAAGGUUGGAGCUUCAUGCAUCCAGGUAGACUCACCCACCUUCACGAAGGACUACCUACGACCAACGGUACACGCUACAUAGCAGUGUCCUUCAUAGAUCCUUAGACUCCCACAUAGUUCUAGUAGUUCUACACUAGGAAUUUACUAGUCUUGAUAUGUUUGUGUAGUGUCAGCUGUUUUUCUGUUUUUACUGAUUUAUUCUUGGUUUAUGUGUUGUGUGGCUGUUUGUAUUUGCUGUCUUUUGAAACAUUUACUACUGUCGAGAGAAAAUGCUGUUCAACAUAAGUUUAAUAAAGUCGACUGAUGCAUACACAUACAUACAUACACGCGUGCGUGCACUCUGGUAGACUUUCAUACAUAUAAACCUUGUUUCAUUACUUAAAAUUAUAUUAGAGAUUUGACCAUAAUUUUUGUAUUUUAGCAAAAAAGAAAUCAGGUGAGGUCAGUAACUCUUCUUUUAAACAACUUUGGUUCAGGGCGUUUAGCAAUAGCACUCGUUCACAAAAAAUCCUAUUUACUAGUUUGGAAAUUGUAAUUUUGAAAUUAUGUGCAUUUAAGUCAUACUCAUUGGAAGAAAAUGGACAUAACAUUUUUCUUAUUUUUAACAUCCCAACAAAAUACAGAAAGCUUUUUAGUGCCAGUGCAACAAAAUUAGGAGCAAAUGAAGCACAUUAUUUGUGUAAUUGUGCUUUAUCGUUACAAACUUUAGUGCUAUUCUUCUUCAACAGCACAUUAAAUGUCUAAAAACUAAAUUGUACCAUCGACGUUUUUCUACAAAUCUGAGAGAUGUAAGUGGCAAUGAAAUAACAUAUGACUUCAAUGGCUCUUCCAUGUAGCAGCUGACCAUGUUUUUAAAAGACAUGAAGUUAAUUAUAUAUACUGUCAACAAAAUAAUAAUAGUUUUGUAUGUUUGCACAACAAGAAAUGGCAAGAUUUAAAUGAAUCUAGUUGUUUUUUCUUGUUUGUUUUUUUGUUUUUUUUUUUUGUUUUGGGGGGGGGGGGGGUCUGAAGGUGUGUUUUUUUACUGUACAAUAUGAGGUAAAUAUGCCUUAUUUUCUGAACUGAAAAUGUCUCAGAGAUGUCAAAAUGUUUUACUUUCUCUUGUUCCUUACAAAUGUCUCUGCCAGGUCAGUCUCUUAACUUAUUUUGAAAUUUGUCGAAAUAAUAAAAUGUUUUAAAGAGAAAA
This is a messenger RNA of Cyprinus carpio (common carp), 3605 nucleotides long. RefSeq names its product procollagen-lysine,2-oxoglutarate 5-dioxygenase 2-like. Gene Ontology annotation, cellular component: endoplasmic reticulum. NCBI's taxonomy places the organism in Eukaryota, Metazoa, Chordata, Actinopteri, Cypriniformes, Cyprinidae. Gene Ontology annotation, molecular function: L-ascorbic acid binding; procollagen-lysine 5-dioxygenase activity; iron ion binding. The record is from RefSeq and is a predicted model, not a curated record. Gene Ontology annotation, biological process: peptidyl-lysine hydroxylation.